Messenger RNA from Carassius gibelio (silver crucian carp), 19558 nucleotides. RefSeq names its product obscurin-like. Bases 176 to 18256 code for a protein of 6026 amino acids. The transcript has 74 exons. The record is from RefSeq and is a predicted model, not a curated record. Gene Ontology annotation, molecular function: guanyl-nucleotide exchange factor activity; protein binding. NCBI's taxonomy places the organism in Eukaryota, Metazoa, Chordata, Actinopteri, Cypriniformes, Cyprinidae.
CGUCACACAGAAAGCAAAGACACUGGGGGAUAAAACACACUGUCCUCCUCCUCUACAGUUCACGGAAUUUACAUGUUUUAACGAGGAUAUCUUCACAUGCCAACACCGGAUAUUUAUGAACAUCUGCACAGGUUUAUAUUAGUAGCGUUAGCUUGACGGGAAAAAGAAAGCAAGAAUGGAUCAGAAUUUAUUUGGUGGGGCUCCACGCUUCCUAACUCGACCCAAAGCCUUCUCGUUGUGCGUGGGACGAGAUGCCUCCCUCAGCUGCACUAUUGUGGGGAACCCUGUUCCUGUAGUCACCUGGGAGAAAGACAAGAUGCUUCUUUCGGCAGGUGGACGCUUCAAGAAAGUAGAAGAUGGUGACGUUUACCGACUUACCAUCUACGAUCUAACUCUAGAAGACAGUGGGCAGUACAUGUGCCGUGCCAAGAACAACGUUGGAGAGGCAUAUGCGGCUGUGACCCUGAAGGUGGGACUGCCGGAAACUGUGAUUGAUCGCGCCCCAGUGUUUACAGUCAAGCCUGUCUCCACCCGUGUGGGUCUAGGGGGUGAUGUUACCUUCUAUUGUCGGGUGGCAGCCCAUCCGGCACCCAACUUUGACUGGGAAAAGGAUGGUCGCUACCUGGGUGAGACCAACCGCAUCAAGAUAAUCUCGGAAAAUGACUCCAGCUCCUUGAGGAUCCAGAGUGUCAGGAGCCUGGACAGUGGUACCUACACCUGCCGUGCACAGAACUCCAUUGGCCGUGCUCAGGCCGCUGCUGCGCUAGCGGUCGACCUUCAAGAUACUCGUCUCCUUAAUGCAGACAAGAGCACAUCCCUCCUGUCACACAUGCAGAAGCGGAAAGAAGAAAUGCGGAAAGACAUCUCCUUAUACCGCACCGUGGAAAGUUCCUCAACCACGCAUACAGCCUCAUCUUCCUCGAUCACCGAGGAACUUGGAAGCUUGGGACUCGGCUAUGAUCAGGAGCAGAGGGUUGCGGCCUUAACCAGCAUGUUGCCCAAAGGUGUGUUCACUCGCACCUGUAUGGUGACCGAGGGUAAACAUGCAAAGCUUAGCUGUUUCGUCACAGGCCAUCCCAAACCUCAGAUCAUCUGGAGGAAGGAUGGGGCGAACAUCAGUGAGGGCCGCAGACAUGUGAUGUAUGAGGACCUGGCGGAGAAUUUCAUCCUCAAGGUGCUCUACUGCAAACAAAGUGAUAAUGGGCUUUACACCUGCAAUGCAUCCAACUUGGCUGGACAAACCUAUAGUGCUGUGCUAGUGAUCGUCAAAGAACCAAAGAUCCCAUUCAAAAAGAAGCUGCAGGAUGUCGAGGUGAAGGAAAAGGAAACAGCAACUCUGCAGUGUGAGGUGCCAGUGCCGAACACAAAGGCCAGCUGGUUUAUGGAGGAGACCCAUCUGGAGGAAAGUACCAAGUACCGCAUGGAUGUGGAAGGGACCCUGCGCCGCCUCACUAUUCACAAUGUCACCACCAAUGAUGAUGCCGUGUACAUCUGUGAGAUGAAGGAAGGCAGCCGCACGGUGGCCGAACUUACAGUGCUGGGCAACAUCACUAAAAAGCUGCCGAGGAGGACAGUGGUGCCAGUUAGCGAUACCGUGAUCUUCUGUGUGGAACUGGAGAAACCAGUAGAUGAUGCAUACUGGACCAGGAAUGGGGAGAGGCUGAAAGAGGACUCCCGAAUUAUUAUCGCCCGCAUUAACAGACAGUACACACUGACCAUUCGCGAAUGUACUGCAGAGGACUCGGGUGAGGUAGCUUUCAUCGCCCAUGACUGCAAGACAUCCACCCGCUUCUCCGUCACAGCACCGAGGAAACAUCCCCCAGAUCCCCCAGUUGAGCCAGUGGUGCGGAACAAGACGGAUUCAUCGAUCACACUGUGCUGGUCUCCACCAGACAGUGAACGGCCCGUGCCCAUCACCGGCUACAUCAUUGAGCGCAGGAAGGUGGGAGCCCAAACCUGGGUUAAAGUCACUAGUACGUCUGUGUCUAGCACUGAAUACACCAUCAGUGAAAUUUCAGAAGAAGCAAGCUAUCAGUUCCGCAUCUCAGCGGUCAAUGAUUUUGGUCAGAGUGCCUACUUGGAGGUUCCUGGAACGUUUUACCUUGAGCCCACAGCAUCAGUGAAGACAGGCCUGGUCAACUGCAGUGCACAUGUAGGUGAAGAAGCAACCUUCACUGUUGAGCUCUCAGCCGUAUGUUCCGGCUCCUGGACCAUAAAUGACAGAAUGAUCCGCAGUGGAUCUGAGUAUCUGAUCACACGCUCAAAGACCACACACACGCUGGUCAUUAGGGAGGUAUCCAUGGAACUAAAUGGAGCACAGGUCAAGUUUGUGGGUGGUGGAUCUCAGAGUGUUUCCACGCUUAGUGUGAAAGCCGCACCCGCACGUUUCACCAAUAAGUCUUCUCAGGUGGAAGUGUUUACUUUCAGCAUGCACUCCUCUGCUCAGAUGUACACAGAAGUGUCCGAUUCAAGCAUCCAGGUUGUCUGGAUGAAGAAUGGGAAGGAACUGAGGAUGGGUAAAAAAUAUGAAGCCACAAGUGUGGAGCGUAAACGCACACUGACAGUCCACAACGUUGACCAUGAAGAUGUGGGCAUCUAUGAAUGCAUGUUUGAUGGCGAUAAAAUGUCUGUCCAGCUUGCCCUUAAAGAAGAACCAGCUAAGUUUGUUAACAAGCCGAGGGCUCAGCCCCAAGAGAGUGAUGCUCUUAUGGGUGACGUGGUGUUGAGCUGUGAGGUUGCUUCUCCUGGAACUGCUGUUGUGUGGAAGAAAGAGCAGACAGAAAUAAUGGAGGACAAGAGGACAACUUUUAUAUCUCAGGGGACACAAAGGAAGCUGGUCAUCAGGGGUGCCAAGCAGAGCGAUGAAGGACACUACUCGUGUGAGACGGCAGAGGACAAAAUGACAUUCCUGGUCAAGAUAAAAGAAACUCGUGCUGCUUUCUCCAACAAAGACUCUUAUCAGAAGGAGGUGAAGGUUUCAACCUCCCAAAAGGCCACACUGAGCUGUGAAGUUUCUGAUGCCAAAACUGAAGUGAAAUGGUUCAAGGAUGGCAAGCAGUUGAUUUCGAGUAAGACUGUCCACAUGGAGUCGAAGGGCAAGAGCCGCCAGCUCGUGCUGGAUAAUGUGGAGAAGAAGGAUGCUGGAGAAUACACCUGUGAAGCUGGAAAUGAAAAGCUGGUCUUUAAGAUUCGAGUGGAAGACAUACAAGCCGCCUUCUCCAACAAAGACUCCUAUCAGAAGGAAGUCAAAGUAGCUGCUUCCCAAAAAGCCACACUGAGCUGUGAGGUUUCUGACCUCAAGACUGAGGUGAAAUGGUUCAAGGAUGGUAAGCAGUUGAUUUCCAGUAAGACUGUCCACAUGGAGUCAAAGGGCAAGAGCCGUCAGCUCCUGCUGGAGAACAUUCAAAAGAAGGAUGUUGGAGAAUAUACCUGUGAAGCUGGAAAUGAAAAGCUUGUCUUUAAGAUUUGUGUGGAAGAUAUUCAAGCCACCUUCUCCAACAAGGACACCUAUCAGAAGGAAGUGAAGGUUUCAUCCUCCCAGAAAGCCACACUGAGCUGUGAAGUGUCUGACGUCAAGACUGAGGUGAAAUGGUUCAAGGAUGGCAAGCAGUUGAGCUCCAGUAAGACUGUCCACAUGGAGUCAAAGGGCAAGAGCCGCCAGCUGUUGCUGGAGAACGUGGAGAAGAAGGAUGCUGGAGAAUAUACCUGUGAAGCUGGAAAUGAAAAGCUUGCCUUUAAAAUUGAAGUGACAGAUGUUCAAGCUGCCUUCACCAACAAAGACUCCUAUCAGAAGGAAGUCAAAGUAGCUGCUUCCCAAAAGGCCACACUGAGCUGUGAGGUUUCUGACCCCAAGACCGAGGUAAAAUGGUUCAAGGAUGGCAAGCAGUUGAGCUCCAGUAAGACUGUUUUUAUGGAGUCAAGGGGCAAGAGCCGCCAGCUAGUGCUGGGAAAUGUGGAGAAGAAAGAUGCUGGGGAGUACACCUGUGAAGCUGGAAAUGAGAAACUUGCCUUUAAAAUUCAGGUGACAGAUAUUCAAGCUGCCUUCACCAACAAGGACACCUAUCAGAAGGAAGUCAAAGUAGCUGCUUCCCAAAAGGCCACACUGAGCUGUGAGGUUUCUGACCCCAAGACUGAGGUGAAAUGGUUCAAGGAUGGCAAGCAGUUGAGCUCCAGUAAGACUGUCCACAUGGAGUCAAAGGGCAAGAGCCGCCAGCUGGUGCUGGAGAAUGUGGAGAAAAAGGAUGCUGGAGAAUAUACCUGUGAAGUUGGAAAUGAAAAGCUGCCAUUUAAGAUUCAGGUUACAGAGCUCAAAGCUGCCUUCACCAACAAAGACUCUUAUCAGAAGGAAGUGAAGGUUUCAGCCUCCCAAAAAGCCACACUGAGCUGUGAAGUUUCUGACCUGAAGACUGAGGUGAAAUGGUUCAAGGAUGGCAAGCAGUUGAGCUCCAGUAAGACUGUCCACAUUGAGUCAAAGGGCAAGAGCCGUCAGCUGGUUCUGGAGAAUGUGGAUAAGAAGGAUGCUGGAGAAUACACCUGUGAAGUUGGGAAUGAGAAACUUCUUUUUAAGAUUCAGGUGGAAGAUGUUUCUACCAAAUUCCAGAAGACAUCCGUAACAAAAGAAACUGUGAUGGUCGAGUCAACAGAAAAGGUUGUGUUAAAAACCGAGGUGAUGUCAGAGAAUUGUAGUGUUAAGUGGUUCAGGGAUGGAAUAGAACUGAAAGACGGAUCAAAGUAUGAGAUGAAACAGGAAGGUUGCUCACGUGUCCUCAUCAUUAAGUCCUCUGAAUCUAAAGACAGCGGCACCUACUUUUGUCAGACGGCUGAUGACAAGGUUGAGUUCAAGGUUCAGGUCAAAGAUGCACCUUUAAAGUUUGUGGUGCCAUUGGAGCCUGUGUCUGCAGUACUGGAAAGCACAGUUACACUUUCCUGCAGUCUCAACAAAGCCACAAGUAGUGUGCUCUGGAAGCAUAAUGGCAAAGAAAUCAAAUCAGGUGGUAGAUUCAGUAUCCGCACCGAUGGCGCCAAUUGCAUCUUGACUGUGUCCGCUGUGGCUCAGGAGGACGAAGGAGAGUACAGCUGUGAAUGCAAAGAUGACAAGACCUCCACCAAAGUCACUACUAAAGCCCCACGUCUGGUGAGGUUCACUACCAAGCUGAACAAUGUUGUUGCAAAUGAAGGCAAAGAUGCCAUCUUUAAAUGCUCCAUCACACCAGCCGAUGUAAGUGUCAGAUGGCUGCGUAAUGACAUUCCUAUUACAGCUAGUCCCAAAUUUAAGAUCGCUCAUGGGGGAAGCAGCCAUUCCCUCAUCAUCACAGCUGUCACUCAGGAGGAUGCAGGAGAGAUCAGUAUCGAUGCCGAGGGGAAAAUGUGCAAAGCCACACUCCAAGUACAACAACUUCUUGUCACCUUCAAGAAGAAGCUUGCAGAUAUGACUGUUACUGAGCAGGACACAGUUCGUUUGGAAGUGGAGCUGAGUAAACCCUCAAAAGAUGUGAAGUGGAUGAAGAAUGGUGUGAUACUACAGCAAGGAGACAAUAUAGAGAUGUCUGUGGAUGGCGCCAGGCAGGCUCUGGUCCUCAAGAGUGUGGCGUAUGCUGACAGAGGAUAUUACUCAUGUGAAACCCUAGAUGACAAGACCCAGGCCAAACUGACAGUAGAGAUUAAAAAGAUUCAAAUAGUAAAAGGCCUAAAAGAUAUGAAAGUGCAAGAAAAAGAGAGCAUCACUAUGGAGGUGGAGCUCAGCAAGGCUGAUGUAGAAGGUUCCUGGAGCAAAGAUGCAAAGAAACUAAAGGCAGGACCAAAUAUCAUCAUUACAGCACAGGGUAACAAGCACUGCUUGACUAUGUCCCAACUGAAGAUAAGUGAUGGUGGAACUAUUACUUUCCAAGCUGAGGAUGUCUAUACUUCUGGCAAACUAAUUGUUACAGAACCUGCUGCAAAGAUCCUCAAACCUCUACGGGAUAUCAGUUCUCCUGAAAAGGAGAAAGUCACCUUUGAAUGUGAGGUGUCAAGAGCAAAUGCUGAUGUCAAGUGGUUUAAGGAUGAUGAGGAAUUGAAGCCAGGAAAGAAAUUUGGCAUCCAUUCCCAGGCCAACAAGCGCACUCUGAUCAUCCAUAAGUGUGCAUAUGAAGACCAGGGCCAGUAUAUAUGUAGAACAACAGAUGACAAUACCACGGCAAAGUUCACUGUUCACGCCAGAGAUAUUAAAAUAGUCAAGCCACUGCAGGACGUGGAGGUGACAGAGAAGGAGAGUGCAACAUUUGAUUGUGAGGUCUCUCACGAUGAGGUCGAGGCUCAGUGGCACAAAGGAGAUGCCAAACUUAAAGCAGGAGACAACAUAAAGAUAAGACAGGAGGGAAGAACAUACGUUCUACUCUUCAAAUCUGUAAAGGCUGAGGAUGCAGGUGAAAUCAGGUUCACAGCUGAGAAGGCCUCUUCAGUCGCCAAACUGAAGGUUAAAGAACUGCCUGUCAGAUUUGUGAAGAAACUGAGAGACAAAAUCGCCAUGUACAAACACCGCGCAUACUUAGAAUGUCAAGUUUCACGGGCCAACGCUAAAGUCACAUGGUACAAGAACAAGUCCGAGAUCAAACCCAGCAAGAAGCACGAGAUCACCAGUGAGGACAUCUACAGGAAGCUCACCAUCAUCGACGUGGACUCUGAUGAUGAGGAUACAUAUGUGUGUGACGCCAUUGAUGAUAAGACUUCAUGUCAGCUACUAGUAGAAGAGCAGGCUAUCAGCGUAGCACGGCAUCUGAGUUCUGUGGAAGUGACCGAGCCGUUUGCUGCCCGCUUUGAGGUGGAAGUCAGCGUGGAGACUGUCAAGCCAGUGAAAUGGAUGCUGAAUGGAGAACAGCUGAAGGAGUGUGCAGAUAUAGAGAUGGAAAAAGAGGGAACCAUGCACCGACUCACUUUUAAGAAAACCAAGCCCUCCAUGUCAGGCCCAGUACAGUUCACUGCCGGAAAGAGCAAAUCAACAGCUGAGCUCAAAGUGAAAGAGCGUCCCAUUGAAGUCCUGGAGCCUCUUAAAGAUGUGUCCGCCAAGGAGAAGACUUCCACCACACUAUGUUGCAAGUUCUCUGCCACACCAAAAGAAGUACGGUGGUUUAAGGGUCAAACUGCUUUGGAAGCUUCCAGCAAAUACAGCAUGAAGCAAAAGGACGCCAGUGUGCAGCUGAUCAUACAAGCUUUGAGUGCAGAGGACUCUGGAGAGUAUCGCUGUCAGGUUGGGGUCUGUGAGACCAAAGCUGUUCUCAAAGUAGAAGUGCGUAAAAUCCAGAUCACCAAACAUCUGACAGACGUGGAGGUUGAUGAAGAUGGUGAUGUGGUGUUCACCUGUGAGGUUAACUAUGCUGAUGAAGAGGUCCAGUGGACUCUCAAUGACAAGCUGCUCUUCAACAAUGAGGUCAAUGCCAUCACCCAUGUGGAUAAGACCCACACGCUCACCCUCAAGAACCUAGCACCUGAGGAUGGUGGGAAGGUCUCAUUCAGCAUCAGGGAUGUGAAAGAAACAGUCUGCCUAAAAGUAAAAGAGAAGAAAGCCAUCUUCUUGAAGUUGCUGGAUGAUGUAGUUGCAGAGGAGAAGGGUACAGUUACCCUUAAGUGUGAAGCCUCAAAGCCCAGAGUGGCCCCUGUGUGGCGCAAAGAUGGAACAGUCCUGUCAACAGGGGAAAAGUAUGAACUCCUCCAUGAUGGUAAGACCUUGGGACUUACUAUCCAUGAUGUCACACAAGCUGACGCCGGGGAGUACAGCUGCGAUCUUGGCACAGACCUCUCCAAGUCCAAGGUCACUGUUCGAGAUAUCCACAUUGGGAUCACCAAGCGUGUUAAAUCGGUAGAGGCCAAAGCAGGUGAAAACUGCACAUUCGAGUGUAUCUUGUCCCGAGAAAGUUCAGAGAAGUGCACCUGGAGCGUAAAAGGCCAACCUGUCACUGAUGGAGGGCGUUUCCAGAUAAGCAGCAAAGGGCGCAAGUAUACCUUAACAAUCAAAGCUGUCUCAGCUUCUGAUUCUGGUGAGGUGGUCUUCACUCUUAAGGAUUUGAGCUCAAAGGCAACACUUACUGUUGAGGGUGAAGCUCCUACCAUAUCAAAAGAGCUUCAAGGUGUCAGUGCCAAAAUUGGUGAAAAUGCCACAUUCUCCUGUGAGCUUUCUCAAUCUGGACUGGAAGUGAAGUGGUCAAAGGAUGGCAAGUCUAUUAGAAAAAGCCAGAAAUACGAAAUCAGUCAGGAGCAGAUGCUCGUAAAGCUGACAAUCCGCAACGUCACUGAAAAAGACUCUGGAGAAUACAGCUGUGAGGUCACCGGUGGUCCAACCUCCAAGGCUAAGCUGGAGAUCAAAGAACUGGCCAACAAAUUCAUUCAUGAGCUAAAGGAUGCCACUGCUGAAGAGAAGAGUGUUGUCUCCUUUGAAUGUGAGACAGCCCAACCUGCCUCUAAAGUCACCUGGCUGAAAGGAACAAAGGAGAUCAGGGCUGGAGGAAGGUAUGAGCUUAUGCAAAAGGGAACUGUCCUCAUCCUUAAAGUGAAGGAUCUAGAGAAGAGUGACAGCGAGGUAUACACCUGUGACAUUGGCUCUACGAAGAGUUCAGCGAAACUGACAGUGAAAGUGGUACCUGCUAGGUUUAAGGGUCAGAUGAAGAACCAGCAAGUUACUGAAGGUGGGAAAGUCUUACUUUCCUGUGAGCUCUCAAAACCCGGAAGCCAAGUGCAAUGGAAGAAGGGAACUGAAAGUCUGAAAAAUGGGGGAAGAUAUCAGAUAAUGCAGAGGGACACCAUGUGCGAGCUACAGAUUUCAGACUUGGUGCCUGAGGACAGUGGAGAAUAUUCCUGUGAUUGUGGAAAUGAAAACACAACAGCUAAUGUUGUUGUCAGUGCAUUACCAGUGGUCUUCAAACAUGAGCUAGAAAGCCAAGAUUGUGAUGAAGGAGACAGUGUUACUCUUCACUGUGAACUCUCAAAGCGUGGAGUUCCUGUUGUUUGGAAGAAAGGAACGCAGGUCCUGCAAUCUGGGGAAAAAUACCUCAUCAUGCAAGAUGGGGCUACUGUUGAGUUGAAGAUCACUGACCUCACACUUGAAGAUGCUGGACAAUACACAUGUGUGUGUGGGGACAAAAAGACUACAGCAAACAUUAAAAUCAAGGCAUUGAUCUUCAAAAGAGAACUACAAAACCAGGAGUGUCAAGAGGCGGACAGUGUUACUCUUCAGUGUGAGCUUUCCAAGCCAGGAGUUCCUGUGGUUUGGAGGAAAGGAACACAAGUGAUCCACUCUGGAGAGAAAUACCACAUAAAGCAAGUUGGUUCUGUUUUUGAACUGAAGAUCCCCGAUGUCAAACCUGAAGAUGCUGGAGUUUAUAGUUGUGAUUGUGGGUUUAGCAAAACCUCAUCUACCAUUACCGUCAAUGCACUACCAGUGGUCUUCACACAUGAGCUGCAAAACCUGGAGUGUGAUGAAGGAGGAAGUUCUACUCUGUCCUGCGAGCUUUCCAAACCUGGUGUCCCUGUGCAGUGGAAAAAAGGAAGCCGUGUUAUUCAGUCUGGAGGAAAGUAUGACAUCAGGCAAAUUGCCUCAAAGGUGGAGCUGAAGAUCACAGAUUUCAAACCUGAAGAUGAAGGAGACUACACAUGUGUAUGUGGAGACAAGGCAACAACAGCCCAUGUGAAGAUCAAGGAACCUGAAAUCACGAUCUUAACUGGCUUGAAGAGCUGCAUUGUCAAUGAAGGCGAGGACGUUCAUUUCGAAUGCCUUGUCUCUCAUGACAAUGCACUCAUUGUUCAGUGGACGCUGCAAGACGUUCCACUACAGAACAAUGAGAUGAAUGAAAUCCGAAUGGAAGGCAAAAGACACACACUUACACUAAGAAGUGUCACUCAAAAAGACUCAGGCACGGUGUCCUUCCAUGUGGGUGCACACACUUCUUUAGCCUGUCUUACAGUCAGAGCAGUCCCUGUGCUGUCGUUUGUGAAGGAGUUAACAAGCCAGGAAAUCACAGAGGGAGGCAGUGCCUCAUUAUGUUGCGAAACUUCAAUACCUGAUACCAGUGUGACCUGGAAGAAGGGUACUCAGGUCCUAUCUGAUGGAAAGAAGUAUUCCAUAAAGAGUGAUGGCAGAAUCCAAACCUUGGAAAUCCAUAAGCUAUCAGUGGGUGAUGGUGGCGAGUACAUAUGUGAAGCAGGAGACAAAAGAAGCAAAGCUACAUUGACUGUCAAAGAAUGUGUAAAAAUCACAAGAGAAUUAAAGGAUGUGACAGUGAUAACGGGCGAGGAUGCUAUCUUCCUGUGUGAGGUGUCUCAUACAGGGGUUACGAAUGUCGAGUGGUGGCUCGGCUCCAACCACCUUCAAAACAAUGACUUGAAUCAAAUCAGCUGCCGAGGGAGGGAACACAGCCUAGUGCUGAAAAUGGUCACACCCGAUGACUCAGGUGAUGUUGCCUUUGUGGUUGGCCCUGAGAAGAGCGUCGCCUACUUGUUGGUGCAGGAGAAACCCAAAGUCAUAUUCUUAGAGAAGCCUCUGGACUUAACUGCCAAAGAGGGUCAAACAGUCACACUGUCCUGCAUGACUUCUGACCCUGAGGCCUCUGUCACCUGGUACAAAGAUGAAGUGAUGAUAAAGGCAGGGGGGCAGUAUCUGCUUUACAAGGACAGAGCUGUCCAUCAGCUCCGCAUCCUUAGAGUGGAGGAAGGAGAUGCAGGGUUGUAUACAUGCAAAACCAAAGAUGCAGAAAGCUGUGCCACCCUUACUGUUAAAGGUCAACCUGCAUACUUCCGGAAGGAGUUAGACAACCAGAAUGCAAUAGAGGGAGAAAGUAUCACCUUGCGCUGUGAGCUUUCUAAGCCAGUUAAAAGUGUAGAGUGGAGAAAGGGUGGAGUGGUGCUCCAACCCAGUAAGAAAUUUGAAAUGAAAAAGGAAGGGUGUGUGCUGGAGCUCCAUGUCCAUGAUCUGGAACCAGAGGACAAUGGCUACUACACUUGUGAUGCUGGAGACCAGUUGACCACAGCAUCAGUCACUGUGCAAGAGGCUGAGGUUCUCAUAGUGUCGGGUAUAAAGAAUACAGAUGUGUUUGUGGGCGAACAGGCAAUUUUCUCCUGCCAGCUCUCUCGCCGUGCCAAAGGCAGAGUUCAGUGGUGGCUAGACGGCACUCGUUUGGAGAACAGUACCUUCAGUGAAAUGAGUGUGGGUGAAGACCAUGUCCACACUCUCACCCUAAGGAACCUUUCUCCCAAUGAUUCGGGUACAGUCCUGUUCAAAACAGGUGGCCUGACAUCCUCCGCCAAGCUGUUAGUGAAAGAUCCCAAUGUGGAGGUGGUCAGUGCCAUGGAGGACCAACACGUAGCAGAAAACCAGCCAGCAGAGUUCAUCUGUCAGUACUCCCGGCCAGUCAAGGCCGUAUGGAAGCGAAACGGCAUACCUGUGCAAGCAGACGGUCGCAGGGUGAUAGUGGAACAGGACUGGACUGUUGCACGGUUGUACAUUAGCUGUGCAGAGCCCCAGGAUGGGGGAAUGUACUCCUGUGAGGCAGAAGGAACCUCUGUCAUGGCACAUCUCAGGGUGCAAGCUAAACCAAUUGACAUUCUUCAAGAGCUGAGUGACGUGGAGACCAUUAAUGGUGGGGAAGCACUUUUUGAAUGCUCCUUGUCUCGUCCUGAAACCAAGGAUUGCCAGUGGUUAAUCGAUGGCAAGCCUGUAAAGGAGUCCGCAAACGUUGAGAUUGUUUCCUUUGAGAGUGGUAGACGCCAUCUUCUGCUUUUAAAGGACUUGCAUCCUUGUGAAAACACAAGGGUUACAUUCCAAGCCGGCACUUCAUCAACUACUGCUCUUCUGUCUGUCAAAACUUGGCAACUGGAGGUGGUCAAGCCUUUGGAAAAUAAGACUGCCAUUGCAGGAGAACAAGUUGAGUUCACUUGUGUUUUGAAUGAAGCUGUGCCUGAGAGUGAAGUGACUUGGUAUGCAAAUGGUGUUGAGCUAAAAUGUAAUGACCAAUGGGCCAUGAGAGCAAGUGGCUCUUCCUACAGCCUAAUUUUGAAGAAAGCCCAUGCUCAGCCCACACAGGAAAUAACAUUUGCAGCACGGGAUGCCUUAUCAAUGGCCAAACUCAUCACAAUAUCUGUGCCUGAUCCUCCUGAAGACCCAGAGCUGGUUAGUAAAGGUCCAGAGUUUGUCACCUUGUCUUGGUUCACGCCCCUUAGUGAUGGAGGAAGUCCAAUCACUGGUUACCGUGUGGAAAUGCGUCUAGUAGACAGUGCCCUCUGGCUGCCCUGCCACACAGAACCGGUAUGCAACACUGAAUUUCUGGUUGAAAACCUCAUACCUGGGGCAGGUUACAGGUUCAGAGUGGCGGCCAUCAACCGUGCUGGUGUUGGAGAGCCUGUUCAGCUGCCUCAAACUGUGACACUUGAUGCACCAGUGACCAUGACCAAAAUGUUAAGCAGCUCUAAGAUCCAAAAAGGAAAGAUGGUUCGUUUGGAGUGUGAACUUUCUACAGAGAGCAAAUCAGUCACAUGGCUAAAGGACAACAGAGAGAUAGAUUUUGGGGUCAAGUACCAAAUGGUAACAGAAGGAAAGAGCCAAGUUUUGCUCAUAAAGGAUUUCCAGUCUAUAGAUCAGGGUGUCUAUUCUUGUGUAGCCUCAGAAGAGGCAAAGACUUCAAUCAACCUCAACCUCGAAGGAGAUGACACAACCCUUUCUCAGGAUGCAGGCAGCCAGCCCAAACUGCCUCCUGAGGCGGCUUCUGAGGGAGAUUUACAUGCUCUAUGGGAUGCAGUGGCCAAGAAGAGGAGAAUGAGUCGGGAACCCACGUUAGAUUCAAUUUCAGAGUUGCCAGAAGAAGAUGGAAAAGAAAAAGCCCAGAGCAAAGAGGGAAAAGUAUCUGAAAAGGAAGUGAUACCUGCUGAACCAACUCCUAAUAUCACUGGGGAGCCUAAUCUCUAUACAAGUUCUGAUGAGGAAUCUCUCAGUGGGACAACAAGCUUGGUGUCUUACCUAAAGAAAAGCAGCCAGUCCUCUAUGACUGUGGAAAGUCACACUGAGACUAUUGCCUCCAAGAAACUGUAUGAGCACUUCCAGAUGACAGAGCAAUCUGUUACAAAGACAUCUGUGGAACCUGUCAUGGAAGCUCCGAAAGGGGAUGAGUUGCUAGAGGCUGCUGUCAAGAUUCAGGCAGCCUUCAAAGGUUAUAAAGCCAGGAAGGACAUGCGACCAGUCUUCAAAGAAGUAUUUAAGGAUCAGUCUAAGGAGCCCAAUGGGACAAUUCAUCUCGAGUGCAUUGUGGAGGGUAAGCCAGAUAAAGUUCGCUGGCUGAAAGAUGGUGAACCCUUAACAGAUGGCAAGCACCAUCAUAUUGACAUCUAUAAUGAUGGCACCUGCUCUCUAGUAGUGACAGCUGCCACAACCAAAGACACAGGUGUAUAUACUUGUGAAGUAACCAAUAAGUUUGGUAUUUCCACCCAUAGUGGCAAAGUCACUGUCGGGUCACUGCGGGAAUCUUCUGGGCGACGCCCCCUCACUCUGGGCUACAGUGCAGAUAGCGAAGCUGAGAGCUCCUCAGGGAGUGAAAUGGAUGAGACUUUACGGCAAGCAAGCAAACGAUUACGGCGACUUCUUCGUACUUGUCUCCCCCCGGAUGUGGAAGAGGAACCGUUUGUUAGUGCAGAUGAAGGAGAUUUACCACCAACGGACCUAAAAUCUUACCGGGAAGAUGAUCAGUAUAUCUACAUACGUUUUGAUAAUCGUGCAGAAGCUCAAGUAGCUUCCCAGCGCUUCCAGGAAAUGUUUACUUAUCAAGGAGUGCCAAUCGAAACAGCCAUCAUAGCAGUAGCAGGUACUAAGGUAGAGCUGCGUAUCACAAAGAUGGGUUUCUCCCAAGAUGGCUCCCAAACCCCAACUCAGGAGCGACCGAUGCCUGCUUUCAUGACAGGACGCCCUGCGGCACCCGUCUUCUUGACGGAGCUCCGUAGCCAAGAUGUUCCUGAUGGGUUUCCAGUCAGUUUUGACUGUGUAAUUGUUGGCAAUCCUCCACCCACUGUGAGAUGGUUCAAGGAUGGAAAGAUAUUGGAGGAAAGCGACCACUACAUGAUCAAUGAAGACCAGGAAGGCCAUCGCCAGCUGAUCAUCACAGCUGUGCUGCCCACAGACAUGGGCGUGUACCGAUGCAUGGCUGAAAAUGACAGUGGCAUCGCCUCCAGCAAGGCUGAGCUGAGGGUGGACAUGUCUUGCAGCUCAGACUAUGACACAGCAGCCGAUGCCACAGAGACAUCUUCCUAUGUCAGUGCUAAAGGUUAUGUGUCUAGCUCCGAGCACAGGGACACGGAGGCUUUUGAGUCGGUGGCAGAGGACGAGCAGCUUCCUCAAGUUGUGGAUGAGUUACAUGAUUUAUUCCUCAGUCCCGGAGCACCCAUUGCCAAAAUGAGUUUCAGGGUUAAAGGAUUUCCUACACCAAGGGUUUACUGGUUUAAGGAUGGCACCCCACUCCAAGCCUCCAGCAGAAUUGUAUUGUCAAGCGAGCGAGAUCAGCACAGUCUUGAGAUUUUAGAUGUUAAGCACGAGGACACUGGAGAAUACUCAGCAUACAUUAGCAAUAUAGCUGGCUCUGCCUACUCUUCAGCACAUCUGAAUGUACAGGCUCCUGGAGAGCACCCCGCACCUGAACAAGGACGGAUGAGAGAUUCAAAGGUGCCACUUGUACCACCACGCUUCCUGGAGAGGUUCAGCAACAAGAAGGUGAAACAGGGAGCAAGUAUAACGCUGUCAGUCAAAGUGGAAGGCUCCCCAACCCCAUCUGUAAACUGGUUAAAGGAAGUGUCAGAUAAGGAUGUUCUGUGGAUAAAGGCAGACACACCAGGUUACAAGGUGGCCAGCUCUGGCCGUCAACAUAGUCUCAUCCUCAUGGAAGUGGAAACAAAACAUGGCGGCAUGUACACUUGCAUUGCCACCAACCGUGCUGGACAAUCAGUCAACACAGCCCGACUGGAUGUGGAGACAGCACCAGAGCAAAAGAAAGUGGGGCCAGAGGUUCUGGGAAUUACUAUCAGCCCACCGGAGGAAGAGGGCAAAGGAGAGAUCAAACUACCUUCCAUGGGUGAAGUGGGUACAGAGGAGUUCUUACAAAAACUCACAACCCAAAUCACAGAAAUGGUAUCUGCCAGAAUUACUCAAGCUUCAUUGCGUGUCCCAGGACCUGACAGCGAUGAUGAAACAAAAACACCAUCCCCAUCUCCAUAUCACGGCCGAUCACGGCCUCCAUCUCUGAUCGCAGACUCCUCAUCUGAGUCAGAUGAAGGAGAUGCCCGAGGAGAGAUGUUUGAUAUUUAUGUGGUGACCGCUGACUACAACCCCAUGGGGGUCAGUAAAGAUGCCAUCGCUCUGAAAGAGGGCCAGUAUGUGGAGGUUCUGGAUUCUGCCCACCCACUUAAAUGGCUGGUCCGCACCAAGCCCACCAAAUCCAAUCCAUCUCGCCAGGGAUGGGUCUCACCUGCGUAUCUCGACAAAAGACUGAAGCUGUCUGCAGAUGUUGCAGACCUCCCAGAGACCACCAGAGAAGAAGUCACAGAGACAGAGUACAAGAAGAAACUUUGUCAACUCGUCCAGGAGCUGAUUAGCACAGAAACUGAGUUCCUGAAGGAGAUGGAGUUCUUCACAUCACACCAUCUGAAGCGUGUGGAUGAAGAGAGCACACCAUCUGAAAUCACCAGUCAGAAGGAGACCAUCUUCCGUAAUAUCAAUGAUUUGAAAUCCUUCCACAGCAGUUCUUUGCUGCCUGGUCUGCGUGACUGUGACACAGAUGAUGACAUUGCCAUGCAUUUACUGAGAAACUCUGAAGGGUUUGAGAAAUAUUUGCAGUACCUCAUUGGACAAUUGCAAGCGGAGUCCGUCAUCAGUGAGAAAGAAGUUCACCAAUAUUUCAAGAAGUAUACGGUCUCAGAGUUGGCAAAUGUUGACCCCUCAGAGGGUCCAGUGCUAAGCAUCAACGCUUACCUUCAGAGACCACCAGAGAGAAUUCAGAAGUACAGAGCUUUACUGAAGGAAUUGAUCCGGAACAAGGCGAGGAACGGUCAAAACUGCUGUUUGUUGGAGCAGGCCUAUGCCAUGGUGUCGUCCCUCUCCCAGCGUUCAGAAAACACACACCAUGUCUCUCUCAUAGAGAACUACCCCGCCAAUCUGGAGGCGCUGGGAGAACCUAUUAGACAGGGGCCCUUCACUGUUUGGGAAGGAGCUCCUGGAAUUCGAACAUCUUCCAGAGGUCACCACCGCCACGUUUUCCUCUUCAAAAACCAUGUGGUCAUCUGCAAACAGAAGAGAGACACGAACACAGACACCCAAGCAUAUGUGUUCAAGAAUAUGAUGAAGCUUACAAACAUCGAUGUGAACGAGACGGUAGAGGGUGAUGAAAGAGCGUUUGAGAUCUGGCAUGAGCGGGAGGACUCCGUGAGAAAAUACACGUUGCAGGCACGGACUGUUAUCAUCAAGAACUCAUGGCUGCGUGACCUCCGUGACCUUCAGCAGCGCCACAGCAUGCCAGCAUGGAGCCCUCCAGAUUUUGACGCGGUGUUGACAGACUGCACAGCAGAGCUCGGACAGACAGUAAAGCUCGCAUGCAAGGUCACUGGUGCUCCCAAGCCACAGGUCACCUGGUACAAAGACGGGCGUGCCGUGGAAGCGGAUCCUCAUCACAUCAUCAUUGAGGACCCAGACGGCUCUUGCACACUCAUUUUGGACAACAUGACAGCAGAUGACUCAGGACAGUACAUGUGCUUCGCCACCAGCUCUGCGGGCAACGCCAGCACACUAGGCAAAAUCACUGUGCAGGUACCUCCACGUUUUGUGAAUAAGAUCCGGAAUGCCACCCUAUAUCCAGGAGAAGAUGCUCAAUUCACCUGCACCAUCCAGAGCGCACCGAGUCCCAAGAUAAGAUGGUUCAAGGAUGGUAAACUGCUGACAGACCAGGAGAAGUUUCAAACAUACAGUGAACCGCGCAGUGGAGUGUUGGUUCUAGUUAUCAAGAACCCUGGAGAACGAGACCUUGGACAUUAUGAGUGUGAGCUGUCGAACCGUCUGGGCAGUGCCAGGUGUGCGGCUCAGCUGAUCACUCCUGCUGUGGCAAUGGCACGAGAACGUAGAGCAGAUCAGGCCAUCAGUAUAGAAGUAAUGGAGCAAGAGACGAAAAUACCGAAGAAAACCAUAAUUAUUGAGGAGACCAUCACCACAGUGGUGAAGAACACCCGUAUGAAACGGCACGCAUCCCCACGACCAUCACCCAUGGGAGCUCACCGCUCAGAAACAUCCACACCUGAACCGCCCAGACAGAGACGAACCCUGGCCAGGAAGACCGUACCAACACUGUACGUUCCUGAGCCGGAGGGUGCCACGGCCAGGAACCCAAGAUGGGUAGAAGUCGAAGAGAUAAUAGAGUAUAAAGUGAACAAAUCACCCAAGAUACCAAGAAGAAGAGGCGUUUCCCCCAGCAAGAUCUCACCACCUGGCAAUCCAAACACUAAUAACUCCAACAACAAGUUACUCGAGGAGGCAAUGGGUGCCACAAUGGCUCUGCAAGGUUCUUCUGGUACGGAUGAAGAGGAAAUUGCACAGAAUGUGUCUGAAGUACCUUCAGAGGUCGACAAUAUGACUACAUACUCAGGAGAAACUGAUGACCCAUGUGUCUCUGAUGGAGAUGAUGAAGGAACUAUUGUCGUGGAACCCGAAGAUGAUGAAAUUGAUGCUGGAGACCACAAAAUGCUGACUGAUGGAAAUCGAGUUCUUAAUCUUGAAGAUCUCGAGGACUACAUUCCUCGGGAAGGGGAAACAUUUGGCAGCGGUACAGACCAUCAUGUCCUCGACGAGAAACCAUGUGAGAUCGCGGUGUUGCAGAGAGAAAUUAACGAGCCUGUCAUUGGUAAACCCAUUGUUUUGAACGUGGUACGUCCGGUGCCACCAGCAAAGCCUCGCAUGGGAUUCUUUGGGUCCUUCAAGGAGCACAUCUCCAGCAUGUUUAGUCCAGGUUCAUCGGCGAGCGGCAGCUCUCAGGCAAGGCGAGAGAAGACAAUACCUAUUCUUGUGAUGGGACAACCUUCAUCCAGCUAUUCAUGCCAUACCAGUAGCUUUGCGAGGCUUGAAGUCCAGCCGACUUACUGCUCCGAGGUCCAGAGAGGAAAGGAAGGAGGUCUUCAGAGCUUCAAAACGCAGGUUUCCGCACAAACCCGCAGCUACACGCCAACCGGACAGGUCACUCUUAAGAUCAGCAAGAAGAAGCCAUUUGAGAAGCAGUAACCGAGAGGAAACCGCUUGUUUCCAGCAUGCAAUAUCAGGAACAUAAAAGUAGGCUUAGUCUUAAAUGGGAACACUUCUGUAAAAUCUUGCAAUCUGGGAGUGCAAUUCAAUAGCGAAGCAUCUUCUAACAGCAGAUCAUUCCAUUUUGAAGCCAACGAUUCGCUUGCCAAACUCAAUGAACUAAAGAAGACUUACUCAUUUCUUGAGUUCCCGUGAGCAAAUGUGCAGCUGUGCUUCAGAACGGCAAGUCUGAUACAACAUGAAUGUGCAAAUAUCGACAGUAAAGCUGUUUUUCGUCUAAAACAGAGGUGUCCAAUCCUGUCCCUGGAGGACCAACAUCCUGCAGAGUUUAGCUUCAUCCAGCUCCAACACAGUUGUCUGGAAGUUUCCAGUAAGUCUGAAGACCUUAAAUAUCAGGUUCAGGUGUGUUUAAUUAGGGUUGGAGCUAAACUUUGCAGGAGAAGUGUCCCUUCAGGAACAUAUUUGGACACCGCUGGUCUAAAACAGAGGUUGUCAACUCUGGCCCAUGAGGUCCACCUUUAACUCUAACCUUGAUCAAACUCACCUUUCUGUAACUUUCUAGUAAGUCCUUGAUUAGUUUGUUCAGGUGUUCGAUUUGAGUAGGACCUAAACACCUUCUGAGAAUCCUUGUACUAAAAAACACGUGUCUGUGUAUGUCAAGAAAUCCAAAUUUUGACUCCAAAAAUAAGAUUUUAUCUGAAUUAAAUGUAUGUGCUGUAUGGAAUUAAUACCUCAGCAAUACAUAUAUAUAUUUGUGUGUUUUUCAACAUCUAAAAGCCAGAGCAACUUUUUCUUUCAAGUUAAUUGCAUGAGUUGUUCUUUGGAGUAAUACACUGUGGCUUGUUGAAUCUGAGGUCUAUGUUUAUGUAUCAGAACUCCUGAAUAUGUAAUCAUGCACUGAAGACUAUUCAAUGUGGUCAGCAAUGACUUCGAAAGGAAUAGAUGUGGGAGAUCUUAAGACUUAAGAACCAGAACACAAAAUCUAUUUAAUGACUUUAGAAGAUUUAUUUUAAAAAGUAUUUCUUGUGCAACAUGACUUUAAGCACAUAGUAUUUACAGAUUUAAAAAGAUUUGCGAUUUACUGGAGUAAUACUAAUAUAUAUAUAUAUAAUGUGUUUGAACUUAAUACAAACACAAAUUUUGUCAACCAAAAUUUGCAUGUGUAACAAUUUGUAUUGUUUUGUGCAUCACAUGGUUUGAAAAGUUUUGGUAAAAGCAAAAUAAAUUAGGACUGCCAAGGGUGUUCAGCAGAAAAAAAAAAAAGAAAAAAAAAAAAAGAAA